CGCACAGGUACAGAUCGAAGAGAUUGAAGAGAAAAAAGUAGAACAGGAGAAAUGGCAAAGUCUUGUAUAUUGUCUGAAGAGAUGGUGACGACACAGAUAGUGUCAAGAUUGCCUCCCAAGUCUUUGAUGAGAUUCAAAUGCGUCUGUAAAUUGUGGUACAAGGUAAUCGGUAGUCCUAGCUUUCUGACCAUGCACCUGUCCAAUUCCAUGCACAACAAAUUUUCUUCAUUCAUUUCCAUUGUUUUCAAGCGUACCAUACUCAAGGACAACAACCUUACAGAAGAAGAAAUAUAUCAUGUCCUCAGGGACAGCAGUGAUAGGAAGCAAGUUUUACUGUCAUUACUCAAUCUUUGCAACAAUACUGUUGGUGAUGGUCCACACCUUCAAUCUGUUGUUGAAGACUUUACUGUUCCACCUCCUAUGGGUCUAGCUUUUACUCUGCAGAUCGUUGGUCAUUGCGAUGGGAUCAUUUGUCUAAGCACCCACGCCGGUAGUGAUCGUGCUGCAUUAUGCAAUCCAUCAAUCAAGGAAUUCAAAUUUCUUCCCAAGUCUUGUCUCAUCCAUCCGCCGAAUGUAGCAUAUGUUUAUCAUGUUGGAUUUGGAUACGACUCUAAAGCGAAAGAUUACAAGCUUGUUAGAAUUGCAUUGUCUAUUUCGUAUGGUGAACAUCCUACUAGAGGAGAAAUAUACAGCUUGGGUUCUAAUUCCUGGAGAGAAAUCAAAACUGAUUUCAGAACUAGAGUUUACAGUACACCUGGUUCAGGUCUGUACUUCAAGGGAAAUUAUUAUUGGUAUGCAUUUAAGCAAGAAGAACCAGAAUAUCACAAGGAAUUCAUCCUUUCAUUUGAUAUGAGUGACGAGUUAUUUCAUCAUACAUCAGUUCCAGAUAGUUUCCAUGUCACAGAUGGAUGUUACAGGAGCCUCGUAGUGUUGAGAGAAUCCAUUGCUCUUUUGUCCUACGAAGCAGGAUAUGGAGUUCCUAAAACUUUUGAAGUAUGGGGAACGGAAGGUUUUGGUGCUGGUAAGGAUGUUUGGACUAAAUACGUCACCAUCGGACCUCUAGAAGGCAUUGAGAUUCCAUUGGUAUUUUGGAAGAGUGACGAGCUUCUUGUGGUUACCAAUAAUGCAAGUGCAGUCUCCUACAAUCUUUGCACCCAAACAUCCAAGUAUCUUCCCAUUAAUGGUGCCGAAGCAUCUGAUAUAAAAGCUGUUGUUUAUGUGAAUAGUAUUGUUUCCGUCAACCGAAGACAAUAAUAAGGC
Rosa rugosa (rugosa rose) is the source of this 1260-nucleotide messenger RNA. Its product is annotated as F-box/kelch-repeat protein At3g06240-like. The record is from RefSeq and is a predicted model, not a curated record. The transcript has a single exon. Gene Ontology annotation, molecular function: protein binding. Lineage: Eukaryota; Viridiplantae; Streptophyta; Magnoliopsida; Rosales; Rosaceae. Bases 52 to 1254 code for a protein of 400 amino acids.